This is a messenger RNA of Drosophila novamexicana, 3814 nucleotides long. RefSeq lists its product as uncharacterized. The transcript has 5 exons. The record is from RefSeq and is a predicted model, not a curated record. The coding region runs from base 22 to 3717 and encodes 1231 amino acids. Lineage: Eukaryota; Metazoa; Arthropoda; Insecta; Diptera; Drosophilidae.
UCUGUGUCAGAGCAUCGCAAGAUGUUGCCAGUGUCGCGUCCAUUCUCAGUGCUCCUCUGCCUGCUGCUGCUGCUGCUGCAGCUGAGCUUGGCGAGAAUCUUCGAGCGUUGCGAACUGGCCAACCUGCUGCAGAAGCAAUACGGAUUGCCAGCUGCCCAGGUGGCCAACCUGGUGUGCAUUGCGCAGCACUCGAGUGAUUUGAACACGGCUGCCUUUGGCGGUGGCAGCGGACCGGGCGGCGGCUCGCAUGGCAUCUUCCAGAUCAGCGAUGUCUACUGGUGCUCGCCGCCGGGCCAGGGCGCGGGCUGUGGCCUGAGCUGUUCGCGUCUGCGCGACGAUGACAUUGCGGACGAUGUUGCGUGUGUGCGCAAGAUCCACGCGGAGCAUCAGCGCAUCUCGGGGGAUGGCUUCAACGCCUGGCAGGCCUACAAUGCGUAUUGUCGCCAGGAUGCGGCUUCCUACGUGGCAGGCUGUGGUCUACCAACUGCCAACUCAAACGCUGUGCGCGUGGCUGCCUCCUAUCAACAGCCGAUCAAGGUGAGCUAUCAGUCUAGUCUGGUUCCAGUGCGUCGGCAGGGCAAGAUCUACAGUCGCUGUGAGCUCGCACAGGAGCUGUUCUAUCAGCACAAGCUGCCCAUGCAGCAGAUACCCACGUGGGUGUGCAUUGCCCAGCACGAAUCCUCCUACAACACGGCGGCAGUGGGUCGCUUGAAUGCCGAUGGCAGCGCGGAUCAUGGCCUGUUCCAGAUCAGCGAUCUCUACUGGUGCACGCACGAUCAGCGCGGCGGCAAGGGCUGCCGCGCCGGCUGUCAACAAUUCCUGGACUCCAGCAUUGCGGACGAUGUGCAGUGCAUACGGCGCAUUUACCAGGAGCACACACAAAUAUCGGGCGACGGCUUCAACGCUUGGACCGUCUACAAUCGGGAUUGUCGCAACCAGCGCUACGAGCAGGUGGCCGCCUGCUUUGCCAAGCCACCACUGGUCGCGCCGGCCACACAUCCCAAUGCCAUUGGCGGCAGCGCGGGCAAGUUCACCUAUGCCUAUCCAGCUGCUACGACGCCCAAUCCCUACUACAGGCCCUCCAACAAGUUGGUCAGCUAUCCGGGCAAUCCUUUCCUGCGCCCGCGCCAGCCGCAAGUUCAGCCGCAUCCCAAUCUAAUUGGAGAACCCACAAAAUCUCACUUUGCCAGCGUCUACAGCACGCCAGCUACUAAUCCCUUGCUCAGCUUCAAGCAACACACAACACCCAAACUACAAACAACACAACAACACUUUUACACAACACCUACACGAGCUGGUAAAGUUUAUAAACGCUGUGAAUUGGCGCAAGAGUUGUAUUUCUCACACAAGUUUCCCAUGCAGGAUAUAGCCACUUGGGUGUGCAUCGCGGAGCAUGAAUCCCGCCUGGAUACGGCGGCGGUGGGUCGGCUGAACGCGGACGGCAGCGCGGAUCACGGUCUGUUCCAGAUCAGUGAUCUCUACUGGUGCACGCACGGCGAGGGCGUCGGGGGCAAGGGCUGUCACAUCGAGUGCGAUCGCCUCUUGGACUCGGACAUUUCGGAUGAUGUCAGGUGCAUACGCACCAUACACGAGGAGCACACACGCAUCUCCGGAGAUGGCUUCACUGCGUGGACAGUGUACAAUGGACAUUGCAGGGAUCGCAGCAGAGCUGAGAUUGCCAGCUGCUUCGAGUCUAAGGAACUAGAUAAGGAACCGGUUAGGCCAGCCAAGCCGGCAGACAAUGAGCUGGUAAGGAAACCCAAGCCCAAGGGCAAGAUAUAUAAUCGCUGUGAGCUGGCGAAGGAGCUCUACUACAAGCACAAGCUGCCCAUGCGGGAGAUACCCACCUGGGUGUGCAUUGCCCAGCAUGAAUCCUCCUAUAACACGGCUGCAGUAGGUCGCCUGAAUGCCGAUGGCAGCGAGGAUCACGGUCUGUUCCAGAUCAGCGAUCUCUACUGGUGCACGCACGGCGAGGGCGGUGGCAAGGCCUGUCACAUUGAAUGCGACAGUUUGCUGGACUCCGACAUCUCGGAUGAUGUCCAAUGCAUCCGUACUAUACACGAGGAGCACACACGUAUAUCUGGAGAUGGCUUCAACGCCUGGACAGUUUAUAAUGGCCACUGCCGAGGCCAAAGCCUGGCACAGUUGAGCGAUUGCUUUGCAGGCAACGAAAUCUCCGAGGCGGAGAAGCCCAGCCAUUAUGGAGAGCGGCCACAAGUGCAAGCCCCACAACAGCAGCCGGUAGUAAAGAUCGCAGCUAACCAUGACUACGGUGCCAAUCCUUUCCUGCAACAUCUAAGCGCAUCGCAGACAACGCAGGUGGUAGUCCAAGCUGUUAAAACAACUGCCAAGCCACCAGUCCAAAUAACCGUGGUGCCUAAUCUUCCUUUUGGUUCAAAUCCCUUUUUACAACAACUGAAGCCCCAACAGCAAGCUCCACUGAGCACAUCCGAGACUCGCCCUAUUAAGUUUAUUGAUCAAGAGCAUGUUUUAAAGUCUAGCUACGAUCACAAUCCUUUUCUGAAACCUCUUUAUAAGCCUUCUGCUAAUGCUAUUCAAUCCACAACGCAAUACAAACCCACUUCCCACUUCAAUCAAAGUCCAUCCCAUGUGCCUAAUCCCUUUCUCAGCCUAGCUAAUAAGCCAGACGUUAGUCCGGCUAAAAUAAGCCCCACUUCCAAGCCCACGGCGGCAGCUAAGGUUACACAUCAUUCAUACAUAAGCAGCGACAGCUUUCCUCAAAGUACGAUAUUAACAAGACAAACAACAACCAAAUCCACAGCUCGCCAAACAACUACAAAAUCCCCAACUCGUCAGACAACUACCAGACCCACGAUCCGAGCUUCCACUGCCAGACCUGCGACUCGUUACACAACAACUAGAGUCCCAACUGGUCCAACGACGAGAAUCCCAACAAGCCUCACAACAACAAGGCCUACAACUCGUCCUACAACCCGUCCUACAACCCGUCCUACAACUCGUCCUACUACGAGGGCCACAACAAAGACGACAACGAGAUUCACCACACUUUCCACAACAGCGAGACCUACAACACGCCCUACAACGAGAGCCAUAACACAGCCGACGACGACGAGAUCGACAACGCGUUUCACAACAACGGGACCCACAACUCGUCUAACAACAAGAGCAACAACACAACAGACAACGAGAUCAACAACGCGUUCCACAACAACCCACCACUCGCCCUUCAACGAGAGCCACAGCACAGCCAACUACAACGAGAUCAACAACUCGUUCUACAACCACCUGGCGGCCAUUUACAUCAAACUGGUUCUCAACAACUCGCUAUCCAAUAACAACAACUACUGCUCAUGGCCUCAGUUCUACACGUCCCGCUUGAGUACUUCCACAACGCCUAGACCCUACCUUUUUACCUCGACAACAACAACUCGACGCCCCGCAACGACAGCAAGGAGUGCAACGACUAAGGAUCCAUUUGACCAUCCAUUCUUUGCGAAAUUUAAGGCAACAUUUGAUACAACUCGCACGUCGCCAUCAACUGUCACAAAGCCCACCGCGACGUCCACUCUGUCCAACCCAGGCAAAUUCACUGCCAGCCCGUAUUAUGCCAAAUUUAAGGAAAACAGCAUCAAAGCGUCAGCCAAAACGGCCUAUGCCUAUGAUUUUGGCCAGAAUCGAACAACAACUACGAUCCGGCCCUACCCGACAGCUAAAACAACGGCCAAAUUGAUCUGAGGUGGAACAAGAACUAAAAUUUGGGUAUAUUGGUAGGGAAACUUGUAAAUAUGCGUGUAAUGCGGCUAGUUUAGUUUGUAUAUUGACAGAAUACUCA